Messenger RNA from Epinephelus lanceolatus (giant grouper), 897 nucleotides. Lineage: Eukaryota; Metazoa; Chordata; Actinopteri; Perciformes; Serranidae. The record is from RefSeq and is a predicted model, not a curated record.
AUGAGUAACAGCAGCCAGGGUCUGUCUCUUGUACUGCCCCUCACAAGCUUUGGCAACGUGUUGAUGUUUCUUUUCAACAUCCUCCUGCCUGCAACUAUCAUUUUCCUCAACGUGUCUGUGUCACUCUCCAUUCUGCUGGACAAGGCAAUGCGCAGCGAGAACCGCUUCAUGUACAUGCUCAGCACCUGCUUCAGUGACAUCUGCACCGGCGUGUCGUAUUACUACUCUGGUGUCCUCGACGUGAGAGACAGCUUUGAUUCUCCUACGAGAACCUUUUACAUCGUGCACACUUUCCUAGGGCUGUCUUACAUGGCCAUCCUAGCCGCACAGGCUGACAGGUACCACGCCGUGGUGGCACCUUUUAAAUACUCCCAGCGCAUGACCCGAAACAGGACCGUGCUGGUCAUCUUUGCCUACUGGGUGUAUGCUUUCCUCAUCGUGGCUGCGCACAACCUGGUCACCAUCGGGGUAGCCAGGACCAUCACGAGCUUGGGGACAUUUGUGGGGAACAUAUUAACAGUGAUUAUAAUGAUAGGGCUGAAUAUCAGACUGUUCAUCAUAGCCAGGUUCCAGCUGGAGAGGGAACCACCCUCUGAGGAGAGAGACAACAAGCGCUCAUCGGUGUAUCUCAUCCUGGUGGUGGCUGUGUUUUUCCUAGCGACGUGGCUUCCCAUAUUCUGUCAUGUUAUGGCCUGUAAUUUAUUUCGCUCGACCUGUUAUACCUUUAAAAAUGAAGGCACUGACCCUAUUCGCAUCUUGCCCAGAGUUAAUGCUGCCCUGACCCCCGUGCUGUACAUCAGAGGGUGCACCGGGCUCAGAGCGAGGCUGCUCACCACAGUGUGGAGACCCUGCUGCAGGAGGAGGUUCAGAGAGAGAUGUUUGACGUUCAAUCCUUAG